This is a messenger RNA of Rhodotorula toruloides NP11, 1569 nucleotides long. RefSeq names its product MFS transporter, tartrate transporter. NCBI's taxonomy places the organism in Eukaryota, Fungi, Basidiomycota, Microbotryomycetes, Sporidiobolales, Sporidiobolaceae. Gene Ontology annotation, biological process: transmembrane transport. Bases 1 to 1569 code for a protein of 522 amino acids. Gene Ontology annotation, cellular component: membrane. The transcript is spliced from 10 exons. Gene Ontology annotation, molecular function: transmembrane transporter activity. The record is from RefSeq and is a predicted model, not a curated record.
AUGCCCGGUCCCACAACGACGCCGGAGCUCGCCAAGGUCUCCUCGAAGGAGCAGGAGGUCUUCGCUGAACACGACGAGCGCACUCUCGAGACUGGAGGAACCGCCGACCGAAAGCGCCUCGAGCGCAAGCUUCUCUGGAAGCUCGACGCCCGUUUCUGCCUGUAUCGUGUGCUGUUCCAACCGCAGAUAUCCUUAGUGAGCCUCCCCUCCUCUCUUCUUCGUCCCGGAUCCUGUCCUGACUCUCCUUUUUGCCCGAAAAUCGACUACAUCGAUCGCAACAAUACGGGAGCUGCACGUCUGAAGGGCUUCGAGAAGGACCUGGGACUUGUGGGCCAACAGUUCGCAACCGUCCUGUCGAUCCUCUAUGUUGGCUACAUUCUCACCCAGAUCCCUAGCAAUAUCAUCGUCCAGAAGACCGGGCGCCCCUCGCUUUGGCUGCCUUUCUGCAUGUUGAUCUGGGGCGGGCUGAGCGUGGCUACUGGUGCGGCCAAGAACUUCGGUCAAGUCCUCGCUAUUCGCAUCCUUUUGGGAAUUGCAGAGAGCGCGUUUUUCCCUGGAGCACUCAUGACGCUCGCGUCGUGGUACACCAAGCGCGAACUUGGGCAGCGCAUCACUCUCCUCUACUGCGGUUCGCUUAUCAGUAACGCCUUCGGACCGCUCAUCGCUGCUGGUAUCCUUGGCCGCAUGGAGGGCGCUGGCGGUAUCCGUGCUUGGCGCUGGCUCUUCUACAUCGAAGGAGCCAUCACUAUGGCAGUCGCCGUCAUCAGCGUUUUCAUUCUCCCCGACUUCCCUCACAACUCUCGCGGCUUCUCCGCCGAGGAGAAGGAGCUCGCCCAACUUCGUAUGACCGAGGACGUUGGCAUGAAGGACGAGACGACUGUCAGCACGUGGACUGCGCUCAAGAUCGCCCUCGGCGACUACAAGCUUCAUCUCAUGAGCCUCACGUUGACGGCGAUGGUCGUGGGACUUUCGUUCAACGCGUACUUCCCAACCUUGACCAAGACCCUCGGCUACUCGAGCGAGGUCUCGCUCCUCCUCUGCGCCCCGCCCUUCGUCUGGGCUGCCAUCGUCGCCUACUUCGUGUCCCGCGACUCCGACAAGCGUCAAGAGCGUUACCUUCACAUCGUCGUUCCUCUCGUCUUUGGCAUCGUCGGUGCGAUCAUUGCCAUGACUUGCCGCAAGUCAUUCGGCGCCAGCUACUUCGCCCUCUUCCUUCUCGCGUCGUCCUACGCCGGAUUCGUCGUUUUCUACGCCUUGGUAUCGUCGACCUUCGCCCGCCCGGCCAUGACCCGGUCCAUCUCGCUCGCCUACGUGAACGCAUUUUCGCAAUUGGGGAACAUCGCCGGCUCGUAUGUAUGGCAAAGCAAGUGGGGACCCUCGUACGCCAAGAGCUACGGCAUCGUCAUCGCGAUGUUUGUGGCGACCAUCAUCGGCUUGACGGUCAUCCGCUUCGACCUCGUCCGCCUCAACAAGAAGCUGGCGUCGCGCGACGAGGCGGAGGCGAAGGGCCAGGAGCACCACGGUCUCUCGGCAACCGACUACCCCGCCGGUUUCCGCUACACCCUCUGA